Molecule: messenger RNA, 4571 nt
Organism: Osmia bicornis bicornis
Lineage: Eukaryota; Metazoa; Arthropoda; Insecta; Hymenoptera; Megachilidae
Gene: nAChRa3
Product: acetylcholine receptor subunit alpha-like
Exons: 14
Coding region: 502-2205 (567 amino acids)
Biological process (GO): nervous system process; signal transduction; monoatomic ion transmembrane transport
Cellular component (GO): neuron projection; synapse; postsynaptic membrane
Molecular function (GO): transmembrane signaling receptor activity; acetylcholine-gated monoatomic cation-selective channel activity
Source: RefSeq, a predicted model, not a curated record
GCGAGGGCGGUGUCGGUAGUGGAAGCAAAGAAACGUUUUCUACCCUUUGCUCGUCAUCGUCGUCGCCGUCGCUGUCGCCGUCGCCGUCGCCGUCGCUGUUGCCGUCGUUGUCAUCGUUUGUCGUUUUGCUGUGUACGUUCGCGACGAACGAAUUGUUCAGUGAGUGCUAUUUCCGCGAUCGGCCAGGUCGAUAUGCGUUCGCGUCGCGUUCUACUCCUUCGAUCGUAACGUUUUUUACAUUCGCGUAUGAUACCUCGAGCUGUCGACCUGUCAAGAGGUAUCCUCGAUCACGGUGGAAUCAAAGGUUAUAACCUGUCAUCGUCGCCAUCGUCCUCGGCAUCGUCGACGUCGUUGUCGUCAAUCUUAAUCAGCUGUUUCGGGGGUAACCGUCCAAUAGCGGUGUUUCCAAAAGUUUGCACAACAAGACAGCCUACGUGGUAAACCUGAAGAGUCCGGAGAGCACGAAGGCGAGAAGAAAUGAGUUGGACGUGACACAAUGACAUGAUGAAGAGCCUGGUGGGGAUCAUGUGGAUAGUGUUGGUGCUCAUAUCAGGAUGCUCAGGAAAUCCAGACGCGAAGCGACUGUACGACGAUCUCCUGUCGAAUUACAACAAGCUGGUUCGUCCAGUGGUCAACGUCACAGACGCCCUCACCGUUAAAAUCAAGCUCAAACUUUCGCAGUUGAUCGAUGUAAAUCUCAAGAAUCAGAUCAUGACGACGAACCUAUGGGUUGAACAGUCAUGGUACGAUUACAAGUUAAAAUGGGAUCCAAAGGAAUAUGGUGGUGUUGAAAUGUUGCACGUGCCAUCCGAUCAUAUAUGGAGGCCCGAUAUAGUUUUGUACAACAACGCUGACGGUAAUUUCGAGGUAACUCUGGCAACAAAGGCAACGUUAAAUUACACGGGAAGAGUCGAGUGGAAGCCACCGGCGAUAUACAAGUCUUCCUGUGAGAUUGACGUAGAAUAUUUUCCGUUCGACGAGCAAACGUGCGUGAUGAAGUUUGGCUCGUGGACUUACGACGGCUUUCAGGUCGAUUUGAGACACAUCGAUGAGAUACGUGGCAGCAACGUCGUCGAUAUCGGCGUCGAUCUAUCGGAAUUUUACACUUCCGUCGAGUGGGAUAUCCUCGAAGUGCCAGCCGUAAGAAAUGAAAAAUUUUACACGUGCUGCGACGAGCCCUACCUCGACAUAACGUUCAACAUCACCAUGAGACGGAAGACUCUGUUUUACACCGUGAAUCUUAUAAUACCGUGUAUGGGUAUCUCGUUUCUCACCGUGUUGGUCUUCUACCUGCCAAGCGACAGUGGCGAGAAGGUCAGCUUAUCAAUUUCAAUUUUACUGUCGCUGACUGUGUUCUUCCUUCUGCUGGCCGAAAUUAUCCCGCCCACAUCGCUGGUGGUACCGCUUCUCGGUAAAUUCGUCCUUUUCACCAUGAUCCUAGACACCUUCAGUAUAUGCGUAACCGUGGUAGUCCUCAAUGUUCACUUCCGGUCGCCACAAACGCACGUGAUGGCACCAUGGGUCCGUCGUGUUUUUAUCCAUGUUCUGCCAAGGCUACUGGUGAUGCGCAGGUAUAAUACGUCUUCGAAGAGAACCGAUUACAAUUCCAGGCCGCAAUACCAGAUAGACAAACGUAGCAUGGCUGGUCAUCACGGUCAACGUGUUAUGGUUAGAACGUGCAACGGUCUCGAGUUACGAGAUCCAUCUUUGUUCGUGGAAACCUCGGCAUCGGAGCUGGUUGAAUCUUCCGUUCUGUUCCCGAGUCUCGAUUCGCGGGACGAAUUACACCCUCGGGAAUUGGAAGCGGUCAAUUUGGGAAGCGCGUGCCGUAUUCAUGGCUCCCCAGCGGCCACAGCUGCUCCUCCACCUCAACUACCGACCGAGGAGAGCGUGGACGCUCUCUGUAACACGCUUCAUCAUUGGCAUCACUGCCCAGAAUUGUACAAGGCCAUCGAAGGCAUACGUUUCAUUGCCGACCAUACGAAAAGAGAAGAGGACUCUACCAGAGUGAAAGAAGAUUGGAAGUACGUCGCGAUGGUUCUCGACAGGUUAUUCCUCUGGAUUUUUACGUUAGCCGUGGUCGUUGGUACAGCGGGAAUAAUCCUGCAGGCCCCGACCUUGUACGAUGAUCGGAUCCCCAUCGAUGUGCGACUGUCCGAGAUUGCCUCUACCACUGCCAAGCCACACAUCGUUACAAGCCUUUGAGAGACAAUUCUUACCCCCGUGUACAACGCAUGCUCACAUACAUAAAAAAAAUACGUACAACUACAUACAAACAGCUAUAGAACGUAAUGUACGCAACGACGCGACGCGACGCGACGCGAUGCGACGCAACGCAAGGAAGAAAUGUAAAAUGCGUUAUCGUUGACCAGCGACUUUUACAAGAAGAAGAAGAAGAAGAAGAAGAAGAACAACAACAACAACAACAACAACAACAACAACAACAGCAACCGCGUACUAUCAAUUAUUUCGGUGUACUUACAAGUGUCUGAUAUGAUUAACAUUCUGUGAAUCGAUGCGAUGCUUCUAACUAUAACUACUUCAAUCAGAAUUGCUACACCAGAAUUCUUCACAAGUACUCUUGUUGUUGAAAUAUCUUGUUGUUGUGUUUCUAUCGCUUGCACCUAAUUUCUUUAUCAACACAUUCAUUCAUCGUCUAUACAUUUCGUAUAACAAUUUUAGUUGUAACCUUCUUCUCGUUGCCUUGUAAGGUUCAUUAACGAUCAAAUACCUUCGACUACUCGUAUUAUCGCACUAUGUAUCAUGAUUGAUAUAAACGAGAAUAAUUCCUUCUCGUUUAACGUUCAUUGAUACAUAUUUUAAUAUCAGAUUCUUUGGACAUCAAUUUUAUUGGAAGAGAUAUUUCAUUUUCUCUGUAUAAUAUGGUGCAGUUUAAUUGUAAUAAUUCUUUUGUAUUUUACCGAACACGAGGCUAAUAGAGGUUUCUCAUCCCUGGUGUUAACGACUGAAAGACUGAAGCCUCGGCAAGUCUUUGACUUUUUUGCAUAAAUUAAAAACGAUUAACGGCCAAUUAAACUGCAGUUUUACCUGCUCAAGACAAGGGUUCUCAAAAGCAUACGCACACGAACGGCUAGAACGUAGAGAUAAAGUAAAAUGAUUAAUGGAGAUGACAAAUUUCGACUCUCUGAGCUUUAACAAAACGGUAAACUGGAUUUCUUUCGAUCUUCCUUUAAAGUCUUUCAAAAUCGUUUUCUGAUCGCUUAAUCGAUCAGAUUAAGAUUGAUGGAUUUAUUUUCUACUAACCCUUUGAUGAUGCUCAGAGAAAUUAUUGUUAGCCCUUAUGAUACACGUGGAUAAAAAUUGGAAGUAAUAACAAUGGCAUUCCUAGAUGAAUAAAAGUGCAAACAUAUUUCUCGAUCUCUGAUUCGUAAUAAACGUUAUUCGUUCAUUCAAAGAGCAAGAAAUGUGUUCUCGCACAAAUAUUUUAGAAGGAAUCGUAUUACAGUUCGUUGUUUUAUUAUUAUUAAUAUAUAUCGCGAACGAAAAACGUAAGCUGUAGAAAAAAUAUAUUAAAAGUAAUAAGAAGAACAGGUUGUCGAAACGUGUACACGAUGUAGUAUUAAUUACGGAAAGAUCUAUAAAGGGGUUCAAUUUCGUGGCAGUUGCAUUUACGUCGCAAUUGUGAUUCUUCCAUCGACUACACAUUAUGUACCCUCGACGUUCGUACUUGAAAGAGUCAAUCGUGUUUAAGUAUCUGAUUGUGCAGAAUAGAAGAAAGAAAUCGCAAAAACAUGGGACCGAAGCGUUAUGUAUCUAUGUAUUUUACACUCGUUAAUCUCGAAACGAAACGAUACGAAACGAAACGAAGAACGUUGAUUAUAAUGAAACGGGAAAGAAUCACAACGACGAAAGUGUGGAUGGCAUGGAAUUCGACAAAGCCUGUUGCAGACUCAGGAAGAAUGAAAUAAAACUAUUGAAUGAUUUCAGAAAUUUACAUCGAGCCUGUAACAAUGGGGCCAUAUUUUCACAAAAAUAUUUAAAAGAAAAAGUAAACAAACCGAGAGGAAGAAGAACUAUAGGUGCCAUUCUCUCGUUGAAGCUGUAAAUUCUAAAUGUUUUACAAGAUGAAAAGGAAGAGAAAGAGAGAAAGGAAAAAAAAAUGGUUGGGCCUAAGAAAGUUUCACCGACUCAACUUUUAUUGCUCAUAAUACGUACUGUGUUUGUAAUAAGAUUAACUUUCGUAAUAAUUGCGUUCGUUCCAACAAUAUCGGCGAACCGUAGACGUUUGUUAAACAAUGUCAAAGUGGCGUGCAAAAAAAGAAAAGAAAAGAAAAGAAAAGAAAAGAAAAGAAAAGAAAAGAAAAGAAAGGCGGAACGUGCGAAGAAAGAAGAAGGUCAUAUAAUUUGUUCAUCCUGCGAUCGCGUUCAAAUAAUUUACUGUCUAUCCUGCGCUAUAAAAUUAAAAAAAAAAAAAAAACCUCGAUCCACAAUAAAAGCUCGUCAUCAACAGUAGUUGCAUUGAAAAGAAACAGCACUUUAACAAUUUUAUACGCGCUAUUCCAGGCAAAGUUAUUAGUCAAUAAAUUACCCAACGAUACGCGUCCUCGAAA